Aspergillus aculeatus ATCC 16872 is the source of this 868-nucleotide messenger RNA. RefSeq lists its product as uncharacterized. The record is from RefSeq and is a predicted model, not a curated record. NCBI's taxonomy places the organism in Eukaryota, Fungi, Ascomycota, Eurotiomycetes, Eurotiales, Aspergillaceae. The transcript is spliced from 2 exons. The coding region runs from base 372 to 797 and encodes 141 amino acids.
UUAGCGGCUCCCGCACGUGCCGGCGGCUGCCUACGGGCUACGGCUACGGCUACGGGCGACGGGCCCUGCACCGCAUCCCAGGCAUCUCCAAUUCCGACCCCAUCGAACGGACCCUGCUACGUAUUACCCUACACCAGCCACAUCCAUCCAGCAACACCCCGCAAUUACCCCGUUCUACUGCAAAUCCUAUAGCAAUACCGUCCACACACAGCUCGAAGCGUACCGAAUCUCCUCCACCUCCUCCGCAAACACUUGCGCAAGCAAACAACACCCGCCCAUCUCACCCCCGCACGACACCUCGGACCCCAUAGCCGCUACCCCUACACCUCCAUCUCUACCUCCACUUCUUACCUACGUUCACACCAAAGAAAAUGGGCAACAUCUGCUCGAAAUCCUCCAACUCGCCCGACGCCUUCGCCCAACCAGGUCGCGUCCUCGGCGCCGCCAAUACCGAUCCAGCCUCAACCGCAACCCCCUCCGGCCCCCGCGCACCGCUCCCCAAAUCCACCUCUCACACAAACUGGGGAUCCGGGAAGGGAGGGAGGACAGUCGGGGCUGGAACCGGCGGUACGACAUCUUCAUCAACACCGGGCACCGCGGACGCGAGGGCCAAUGCUGCGUUGGCGGCGCAGAGACGCGCCGAGUCGGCGAAUCAGUCGGCCAACAAGGGGAAACUGGGGUCGAAGUUGGCGGCCCAGAAGACGCAGACCCAGGCGCAGACCUUAAAUGAGGCGAGUCGGGCGGAGGUGGCGGCUCGGGAUGCGGACGGGGCGGCUGAGGCGAGGCGGUGGCAGUGAGAUUUGAGUACGUAGUAAGGGUUGGGGGUGUGUACAUACUGGGUGUCGGUGGAUGGUGAGGUUGUGGGUUG